Messenger RNA from Mycena indigotica, 1653 nucleotides. Its product is annotated as Phosphoacetylglucosamine mutase. Gene Ontology annotation, molecular function: magnesium ion binding; phosphoacetylglucosamine mutase activity. Lineage: Eukaryota; Fungi; Basidiomycota; Agaricomycetes; Agaricales; Mycenaceae. The transcript has 6 exons. The record is from RefSeq and is a predicted model, not a curated record. Bases 1 to 1653 code for a protein of 550 amino acids. Gene Ontology annotation, biological process: carbohydrate metabolic process; UDP-N-acetylglucosamine biosynthetic process.
AUGGCUCUUGACGCGUUCCCCAACCUCCCCGCUCUAUGCAACAAGCACCCCAAACCUCCCCAGAUCCGCUUCCAAUAUGGAACAGCCGGGUUUCGUACAAUUGCAACUGUGCUUGACUCUGUUCUGUUUCGAGUCGGCGUGCUCGCGGCAUUGAGAAGCAAGAGACUUGAAGGAAGGACUAUCGGAGUUAUGGUCACCGCCUCGCACAAUCCUGAACAAGACAAUGGGGUGAAACUAGUCGAUCCACGCGGAGAAAUGCUCGACGCAUCUUGGGAGACUCAUGCAACUGUCCUUUCAAACGCAGGAACUACGGAUGAAUUCGUUCUUGAGCUAGAGAAGCUAGUUGACCGAAUGGGUAUCGAUUUGUCUAGACCCGCGCGCGUUGUCUACGGCCGCGACACACGCCCCUCAGGCCCAUCUCUUGUCUCUGCGUUGGAAGAUGGUCUAGCAGCACUUGGUGCCGAAGUCCGCGAUGCUGGAAUCACUACAACCCCCAUUCUCCACUAUCUUGUGCGUGCCAUCAACACCCUCGGCACAGAAGAAAGCUACGGGGAGGAUUCGGAGCAGGGUUACUAUCAGAAGCUAUCUGCCGCAUAUAACAAACUGGUGUCUCCACGACAAACUCCUCCUCCACUUUUGGUUGACUGUGCGAAUGGCGUAGGCGCGAUAAUCGCCGAAAGAUUUGCCGGGUAUCUCGGCGAUCGUCUGACUCUAGUGCUGGAAAAUACAGCUAUUGACACAGCCGGUGCGCUUAACAACGCAUGUGGUGCUGACUUCGUCAAAACCUCUCAGAAACUUCCCCCGUCUCUCGUUGGGCGGCUUCAGCCAGGACAACGGGGAUGCAGCUUUGACGGUGAUGCCGAUCGACUGAUGUACUUUUACCUCGACGAGCGUAGUCAAUUCCACAUGCUCGAUGGCGAUAAAAUCGCAGCACUCGUCGCAGCUUUCAUAGUCGAUCUCGUCAAAACAGCAGGUCUCGAAAGUCAAAUCAAAGUUGGUGUGGUUCAGACUGCAUAUGCUAAUGGGGCUUCAACCAAGUAUCUCAGCGAGCGGCUCCCAGUCAGAUGUGUUUCAACUGGUGUCAAGCAUCUUCAUCACGCUGCUGAAAACUUCAACGUUGGGGUUUACUUUGAGGCAAACGGUCACGGGACCGUCUUAUUCUCGCCAGCUGCACAAGAGACCUUGGCAACAUACGAACCUUCGACGCCAGCGCAAUCGACAGCUCUAGAACACCUCAGAAACCUCAACUUGCUCAUUAACCAAACGGUUGGAGAUGCACUGUCUGAUAUGCUUCUCGUUGAAGUCGUGCUGGCCCACAAAACAUAUGAUGGCUCUGAUUGGGAUUCCCUUUAUAUCGAUCUACCGAACAGACUGGUGAAGGUUGUCGUACCUGACCGUAAUCAGUUCAAGACCGAGGAUGCUGAGCGCCAACUCGUCAGUCCUCCCGGGUUGCAGGCCAAGAUUAACGAUCUCGUUCGUCGAUAUGAGGGUGGUCGUUCUUUCGUGAGACCUAGUGGAACGGAAGAUGUUGUUCGUGUCUAUGCCGAAGCAGGCAACAAAUCGAAUGCGGAUGAACUCGCAUUUCGUGUUGCCGGCCUUGUGUACGACGUCGCAGGCGGAAACCCAGCAAAUAGACCAAAGGAAUUUAUCUGA